AUGAUUGACAUUGACUGGAAGGGCCUUGCCCUCCCUUUUGCCUACGUCCUCGUCCUCGGCAGCGCUCUCAUGACAUUUUCGACCAUUUACCGAAAACGAAAGGCUGGCAAGUCUAUACCGCUUCAACUUCGAGUUGGAAACCUGGCUAACACUCGCAACGUCUACCUGUCCCUACUGCACCUCACGCCCGAGGACGGCUCCGAGAAGGGCCCCAAGAUCCCGGAUAGCGUCCUCCGCGCUGCGCUACUGCGUCGCGCCGUCGAGGACAUUCGCCGCUUGAUCCAGAUCAAGUCUGCCAAGCAGGCCUGCAGCUCUCUGCUGCAGCGCGGCAGCGUUGGUGAUGACCUGUGGCAGCGCUUCCAGCGCGCCGAGAAGGAGAUGGAAGAGGAGCUGAGGGAUGUUGUCACAGAGGCCAAUGCCCUUGCGCCUAACUGGGGUCAGUCAAUCUUCCAGUCCGCCCACGAAAUGGCAGCCAACGCCGCGAUCCGCACCCAACUGGACGAGCUCCUCGCCCAGGCCGACUCGGAGAAGGAGUGGUGGGAGAAGCGCCGCAGCCAGAUCCAGUCCGACUUCAUGAAGGAGCUGGACGGCUCCGAGCAGAGCUCCUCGGCCAAGACGGCCAGCGAGGAGGACGCGGUGCUAGUCGACACCCCGACCAAGAGCGGCAAGAAGAAGGGCAAGAAAUGA
Fusarium keratoplasticum is the source of this 687-nucleotide messenger RNA. RefSeq lists its product as uncharacterized. NCBI's taxonomy places the organism in Eukaryota, Fungi, Ascomycota, Sordariomycetes, Hypocreales, Nectriaceae. Gene Ontology annotation, biological process: post-translational protein targeting to membrane, translocation. Gene Ontology annotation, cellular component: Sec62/Sec63 complex. The transcript has 3 exons. Bases 1 to 687 code for a protein of 228 amino acids. The record is from RefSeq and is a predicted model, not a curated record.